Messenger RNA from Symbiodinium natans, 1307 nucleotides. NCBI's taxonomy places the organism in Eukaryota, Dinophyceae, Suessiales, Symbiodiniaceae. The record is from the annotation of a GenBank genome assembly.
GAUUUUUGCUUUGCUCCGGCCUCAGCUACGUGCUCUGCCAACUCGAGGCUGACGACGAGUGUCGCGAGGGCGCUUGCGCCCUGCAUGCGCUGCAGACCAGGAGCCUCGUGCGAAGUGAGGCGCGGUCUGAUGAGCCAAGCGACGAGGUGAAGACCAGCCCCUACGUUCGGCCCAAGAACCACCUGGACCUUCACCCGAACAAGUUCCCAAUCUCCAGUAGCUGCAAGAAGCCGCCCUGCAGCGGCCAGAUCCACCUGCAGCUGGGGGGUCCUGGGGAGAUGGUGGUGUCCUUCGUUUCUCAGCCGGAGUCGGACACCAAGUCCCGGGUGCGCUUUGGCAAGGGAGACCUGGACGUGAUGGACCAAGAGGCCAUCGGUCAGGCGGAGGUCUACUCGCAGCUCAUUUACUGGCGCGCAGAUCUGUGGAAUCCUCCCCUGAAAGGUGGCUACGGCCUGCCCCAGGAUAUCGUCGCCAAGGACAUGAGUACCACGUCGUGGGCCUCCGACGAGCGUACUGGCUGGAAGUACCCGGGCACCUGGAAAGAGGUGGGCACGCAACAGGUGGAGAGUGACCACCUGGGCUGGUACAAGAACCCUGGGGAACGCUACGACUCGCCUGCCAUCCACACGGUGGUGCUUGCCGACUUACAGCCAGGGCAGACCUACAAGUACCAGGUCGAGAACGACGAUCGCAUCUUCGAGUUCACCAUGCCCGCCGAAGAGGCGAAAUAUCCCUACCACGUGGGUCUCGUGGGGGACGUGGGCCAGACGCCAGUCUCCAACUCCAGCAUGCACUUGCUCAGUGGCCUGAAUCCCGAGGUAGUGUUGAUGACUGGUGAUCUCGCCUACGCCGACGGCUACUACCCAAGGUGGGACUCCUUCGGCAUCAUGUUCGAGACGCUGGCUGCGAAGAUCCCGGUCAUGUCCUGCGUUGGAAAUCACGAGUACGGCGAAGGCGAGUCCUUCAAGAGCUACAAUGCUCGUUACCCCAUGCCACAUGCCCAGUCGGGCUCGAUGGACAACACCUACUGGAGCCGCGACAUUGGCCCCAUGCACGUGAUUGCCCUGAACACUUACAGCCAGACGAAGCCAGGAAGCUACCAGUACAAGUGGUUGGAGAAGGAUCUGAAGUCCUUCAGCCGAAAGAAAACUCCCUGGCUGGUCGUCAUCAUGCACGCGCCCUGGUAUAACUCCAAUCUUGGCCAUUAUGGUGAAGCCAAGGUGACACAUGGAGAUGCCCCAGAAUGUUUUUCUUUGCUUGUGGUGCUGUGCUCGCAAGCGUUAGGUGUAGGACUCCAUAAACACUAA